This is a messenger RNA of Brassica napus (rape), 785 nucleotides long. RefSeq lists its product as uncharacterized. Bases 89 to 613 code for a protein of 174 amino acids. NCBI's taxonomy places the organism in Eukaryota, Viridiplantae, Streptophyta, Magnoliopsida, Brassicales, Brassicaceae. The record is from RefSeq and is a predicted model, not a curated record. The transcript has a single exon.
GUAGAAAAAUAAACUUGCAACUCUACAAAAAAAAACAAGAAGAUAACACAAAAGCUUUCCCUCCUUUGUAUCAAUAUAGGAAAAAAAAAUGAUGGAUUCAUUAGCCAAAUGCUUCAACGGACUUCAAGAAAGAUACGAGAGCGUUCUAGAAGCAAAAUCAAUCUUCAAAGACGACUUAACAUCGCCUCUGAAUGGAUCAGAGUGUUCAGUAGAACCCAUCAAAAAGUCUCGUUACUUGCAAAGAGCCAAGAGGAUUGACAGAUCCCUAAGGUUCGAAGAUGAAGAUGAAGAGAUGGCAAAGCCUUUGAAGCCACGUAAAGUUGUGAGGUUUCAGUUGGAGAAGAAUAAGAUUUUCGAGCCCAACAAGCCAGUGAGGUAUGAGUUCGAACCUGAGGAGAAGCCUCUGGAAGAUAAAGAAGGUUCGAAUAAGGUUGAAGGGAAGGAGGAAGUAGUGAGGGUGAAGAUCAAGAUGACCAAGCAGGAAGCUCAGAGACUACUAGCGAAAUGUAAAGACGACAGCGUUUUGGAUUUGGAGCAUGUAGUGGACCAGAUUGCAUACUUUUCAAAUCAUCAGCUUCAACUGGAUGUUGUGGUGGUGGCUUCUAAGUUGUAAUGAUGAGAGAAAAAGGAAAUGGCUGCUGGUUAUCGAAUAACUUUUAGUUUUUUUUCCUUUUAGUUUCAAACUUAUUCGUCGAAGUUUUGUAGUUUUAGAGUAAUAAUAUAUCUAUCAAGUCAUUGUGUGUAUAUAUAUAUCUUGUCACAUAUAUAACAAGGUUUUGGGUUUA